Molecule: messenger RNA, 651 nt
Organism: Vicia faba (fava bean)
Lineage: Eukaryota; Viridiplantae; Streptophyta; Magnoliopsida; Fabales; Fabaceae
Source: the annotation of a GenBank genome assembly
AUGUCUAGGUGUCUACCAUUCCCUCCUCCAAAUUAUAUGAAGAAUGGCAUAGGGGGUGAAGCACUCCUACAGCAAUUGGAGUUCCGAAGAGUGAAAUACACUAAGGAAAAAAAGGAAGAAAAAGAGAGGAAAAGAAGCCAUAACGAUGAAAAGAGUAAAGAAAAUGAUAAGAAGUCGAAAAGAAGCCAUGUCGAUAAGAAGAGUGAAGAAGAUGAUAAGAAGUCGGAAAAAAAUCACGAAGAGAAAAGAAGCAAUGAUGAUAAGAAGAGUGAAGAUGAUGAUAAGAAAUCGAAAAGAAUUAAUGAUGAUAAAGAGAGUGAAAAAGAUGAUAAUUCGAAGAGUAGUCAUGAGAAGAAAAAGGAACAGAAACAUGAUGUUGAAAAAAUGGAGACACAUUUAGUGUAUACAAAGUUGACUAUGAAUUGGGUUCCUCUUCGAAUGCAAAUGGUUCCAACUGAUUUACAAAAUGAAAAUUGGCUUUCUAGGAAGAAUCAUUUCAAUGGUGAAAGUGAAAGUAAAACUGCUGAUCGAACCGAACAUUUCGGAAAUAGUAACUGCACUGACAAUGGCAGCUAUCAAAGAAUCCAACCACUCGCAUCUUAUUUGCCUCUUGCUGAAGUGUAUGCUUUGCCUUACGCUUUGCCAUUUUGA